GUUCAUUCAGUCAUUAAGUGAAAAGGAAAAGAGAGAAGGCAACUUGUUGGUUUUUGUCAUCUCUCUCCUUAUCCUCUCUCUCCCCUUAUCCUCUAUCUCUAAUUCUGUAGCUUCUUCUUCUGCAACUGCUCAGAAGAAAACCCAGAAAAUAUAUCAUGGAUGACAGUAGAAAUCUGGACUCCAAGAUUUCAGAAGAUUUAAAACCAGAAACUCAAGCAUCCAAGAAAAGGAAGAAUAUGGAUCAGAGGGUUGUAGUAGAGGUGAAAAUACAAGCAGGUGAUAAAAAACAGAAAAGUGAAGGGCCUCCUCCUGAUAGUUGGUCUUGGAGAAAAUAUGGACAAAAACCCAUCAAAGGAUCUCCAUACCCAAGGGGUUACUACAGAUGCAGCACAUCAAAGGGUUGUUCGGCCAAAAAACAAGUGGAAAGAUGCAGAACAGAUGCAUCCAUUCUCAUCAUUACUUACACAUCCACUCAUAACCAUCCAGGCCCCGCCCAUCAUUCCUUCACCAAUCAAAAUCAAGAGCUCAAUGAACCUUCACUCCCAGAACUCACAGAGGAUCAUCCUGCAAUCCCAGAUCAAGAAGAAGAACCAGAUACAAAGGAUCAAGAAACCCCAUUACCCAAUAAUGACCACUUCCACUAUUCCCAGUCUCCAUUCAAUUCUGCCCAAGAAAUCAUUAUGGAUCAAGACAUGAACCCUUUCACAGUAAAUCUGCAAAACCCAUAUGAUUAUGAUUCACAAAGGGUAAUUAUAAAUGAAGAGCCCUUUCUAUACUCUCAUCCAAUGAACUUCUCAGCAUCUAAAUCAGAAGAAAAUGACUUCUUCGAUGAGCUUGAAGAACUACCCAUGUCUUCAUUUUUGACAGAUUUCAUGAGAAGUAGUACUUUGCUUGAGGAAAGAAUUCUUGUAGAACUUUCUUGAUUCCAGCAUUCACUUUCAAUGCUUGCAAAUUUAAUUAGAGCAAUGUAAUUUAGCAGACUAGUUGUUCAUGUACAUGUAGCUACUUCUUUCAUUUAGCAAAAUCGAUAGUAUAACUUUGAUGCGUUCA
This is a messenger RNA of Olea europaea var. sylvestris, 1050 nucleotides long. Its product is annotated as probable WRKY transcription factor 69. Gene Ontology annotation, biological process: regulation of DNA-templated transcription. Lineage: Eukaryota; Viridiplantae; Streptophyta; Magnoliopsida; Lamiales; Oleaceae. The coding region runs from base 156 to 923 and encodes 255 amino acids. Gene Ontology annotation, molecular function: DNA-binding transcription factor activity; transcription cis-regulatory region binding. The transcript has 3 exons. The record is from RefSeq and is a predicted model, not a curated record. Gene Ontology annotation, cellular component: nucleus.